GGAGGGAGGGAGGGAGAGAGAGUGUGAGUGAUCGAGCGGGCGCAGGAGGGAGAGUGGAAAAGAGAGAGCACAGGAGAGCAAGAAAAAGAAGCUAGAGCCGAGAGAAAGAGAGUCGCGAGUCGAGUAAGAGGGAGAAUGCACGGUGUCUGGGUAACACUUCCACGCUUGUAUCCAGGGCCUUUGUGAAUACACCAUGGGAUGCAUCGGCUCCAGGACACUGGCGGCAGAUAGCGUGCCAGUCCAGAAGGAUGGGGAGCAGCAUGGACGUUCAGAAUUUUCAUGGGAAGGAAUCAAUCUGUCUAUGGAAGACACCACGUCAAUCCUCCCUCGGCUCAAGAGGAACUCAAACGCCUACGGCAUCGGGGCUCUGGCUAAGUCUUCACUGUCAGGUGUGUCAGGGGUGUCCCGCACCAUGAAGGAGAGAGUGACCAAGCCCACAGCCAUGGCCCAGGGUCGUGUUGCUCACAUGAUUGAAUGGCAAAACUGGGGCAUGCAGACGGUGGGCGCAGGGGGCAUCCCCCAGGCCCGCAUCACUACCCAGGAGCGGGAAAAGGAGCGGCGGCUGGAGAACGACGCCUACAGUGACCUCAGUGAUGGGGAGAAGGAGGCCCGUUUUGCUGCAGGCAUCCUACAGCAGUUCGCGAUCUCAGAGGCAACACUCAUGGCCUGGUCGUCGAUGGAUGGAGAGAGCCCGCGGUCGGGCUCUAACCAAGGCAGCGUGGCUCAUCUGAGUGAGGUCAACCAGGAGAGCAUCACCAGUCGAGAUCAGAUAUUGCACCACUCCUCAGCAGAGGUGUGGCCUCACACAUAUGUCUCCCAGGGCCACUACUGCCUCUCCUCCUCUGAUGCCUGGGAGCCGAUCAACAACGAUUCCUCCGGUGUGGCGUCUCCCCCUACUGGCUCCUACAUUAUGGGGACUGAUGGGUAUGACGGACAGGCGGCCGCUCACUUCCUGUCGCAGCAACAGCAGCAGCAGCAGUUCACUCUCCAGCAGCAGAGUCAACUACAACAGCUGCAGCAGAUUCAACAGAUCCAGCACUACCAGCAACAGCAGCUCCUGCAGUAUCAGCAACAACAGUCGCUGGAGCACAGGCUGCACAGUGCCAACCACUCUUUGCAAGCGACCCCCAACAGCACCAUCCACAGCCUGGUCCAUUCAGUUCACCCACCGCUGGUCGAUCUGUGGAACACAGGGCAGAUGGAGGCCUAUCAGACGGAGACUGGAGGCUACAUAGGCGUGUCAGCGAUCGUGGAGCCGAGCCUCUGUGUUCCCUCUGGAGAUGAGAUGGUAGGAACAGAGCACUCCCCGCUACUGGAGCAACAGGAGGAGGAGGAGGUCAAGGAGGAAGAGAUGACACUGUGCAUGGAGCCAGAGACGGCCACGUUGACUCCGCCCAGGCAACAAGGGGAUGCCUCUGGUGGCAGUAGUCCGGGGCAACCGCCAACAGAGCCAAUCACAGAGCGGAAGGCCUCCGAUGUCACCUCCAGCUUCAUUCAGACACUAGAGGAAAAGAACAAGGAGGGGCCAGCCGCCUCCAUGGCAACCAACUAAGUUCCUGGCUGUCAAGAGACUCCUUCUUACAAACUGACCGGGGAGUCAGCGAGGAAUGAGCGUAAUAAUACAAUAUAUAUCUAUUAAUCUGUUCCUUUUCAGGUAUUAAAAACAAGACUUUUUUUGGUUGCGAGGUGAAUUCUUCAAAAUGGUGAAAAACAGAUUUAAACGUUGACUCACUACGAGACAAAAGCUGAUGCAACUUAGGACACCUAUUUCUUUGUAAGCCUUACAUCCCAAAGGGAACUGACGAGAGGAACGAGGAGGAGGAGGAGGAGGAGGAGGAGGAAGAGAAGCAUUAACUGACCGACCAAGUUGAGACGAAGAGGAGGGGAACGGAAACAUGCAUGCUUUUUAUGAAGACAAGCAACUCGACCCUGUCAUCGUCUUAUAAUAAUAAUGAAAAUCUAUCAUAAUAAAACAUUAUAAUAAGAAUAAUUUUGUAAUAAAGCAAAAAAAAAAAAAAAA
Morone saxatilis (striped sea-bass) is the source of this 2020-nucleotide messenger RNA. RefSeq names its product family with sequence similarity 131 member Bb (gene fam131bb). The record is from RefSeq and is a predicted model, not a curated record. Lineage: Eukaryota; Metazoa; Chordata; Actinopteri; Moronidae.